Molecule: messenger RNA, 483 nt
Organism: Coccomyxa subellipsoidea C-169
Lineage: Eukaryota; Viridiplantae; Chlorophyta; Trebouxiophyceae; Coccomyxaceae
Exons: 3
Coding region: 1-483 (160 amino acids)
Source: RefSeq, a predicted model, not a curated record
AUGACGAUAUCCAGCAAAGUGACUCGUAGAGUCGGGGACAUCAAGUGGUCCACCUACACAAAGUGGGCAGGAGCAGAGGCAGAAGAUGAUGACAUGACCCUGACCUUUGUGCUGGAGGACAUAGGCAGAUUUGGGUAUGGUCUUGAAGGAGACUGGUUUUGCUUUCCAAAGUAUGUGGGGUUGGAGGUGGAGAAGAACCAGUGGCUCACGAUGGGUGACGACCCAGAGGAGUUGAUCCUCAGGACAACGCUGAAAGUUGUCCUCGAAAUUCCUCUGAAGGCCAGAAACUGGGAACGUGUUCGCAAGGACGAGCAAUGGCAGGCAGCUCUGGAGCUGACACGCCCAUCGCAGGCUCUGUGUGACCACUUCAGGAAGCUCUUUCAGAUCAUCAGGCAGCAGAAGGACUGGUUGGCUGUCACGGGAGCUGAGCAGCGCAGCAUGCCUGGCGCCCCAAAACCCCAGGUCCACUUCAGCGGAGUCUAG